This is a messenger RNA of Didymodactylos carnosus, 1428 nucleotides long. The record is from the annotation of a GenBank genome assembly. Lineage: Eukaryota; Metazoa; Rotifera; Eurotatoria; Philodinida; Philodinidae.
AUGUUAACACCUAUAGCAGCCAGUAUGACAAAUGCAAAUGAUGGUAACGAUACGAUAAAAAGUUUAUCAUUAUCAAAUGAAAAUCAUGUUAAAUUGAAUGGUAUUACUGAUGAUGAUCAAAAUUGGAAAGCAAAAUUAAAACUACCACCAAAGGACCAUCGUCCACAAACAGAAGAUGUAACAAAAACACAAGGUCACGAAUUUUCAAGUUAUUGUUUAAAACGUGAAUUAUUAAUGGGCAUUUAUGAAAAAGGCUGGGAAAAACCGUCACCCAUACAAGAAAGUUCCAUUCCAAUUUCAUUGAGUGGUCGAGAUGUUAUUGCACGUGCAAAAAAUGGUACGGGAAAAACAGGCGCAUAUGUAAUACCAAUUAUUGAACGUAUAAAUCCAGAAAAAAAUACCAUUCAAGCAGCAAUAUUAGUACCAACACGUGAACUAGCCUUACAAACGAGUGCCAUAUGUAUGGAAUUGUCAAAACACCUUAAUUUACGUAUUAUGGUUACAACAGGUGGUAUAAAUCUAAGAGAUGACAUUGCUCGUAUUUAUGAAACAACCUGUCACAUAAUGAUUGGAACACCUGGCCGUAUUUUAGAUUUAUUGCAUAAAAAUAUUAUUGAUUUUAGUCAAUGUAGUUGUUUUGUAUUGGAUGAAGCUGAUCGUUUAUUAUCACAAGAUUUUCAAAUAAUGCUUGAUGAAAUGAUAUCAUAUUUGCCACGUGAACGACAAGUGAUGUUAUUCUCAGCUACAUUUCCGGUUGUUGUUGAACAAUUCAUCCGAAAACAUAUGAAAAAUCCUUAUGAAAUCAAUUUAAUGAAUGAAUUAACAUUGAAAGGUAUAACUCAGUAUUACGCUUUCGUCCAAGAAAAACAAAAGGUUCAUUGUUUAAACACCUUAUUUUCAAAAUUACAAAUCAAUCAGUCAAUCAUAUUCUGCAAUUCAACUCAACGUGUCGAACUAUUGGCUAAGAAAAUAACUGAACUGGGUUAUUCAUGUUAUUAUAUUCAUUCAAAAAUGCGUCAGGAACAUCGUAAUCGUGUUUUUCAUGACUUUCGAAAUGGUUUAUGUCGAAAUUUGGUGUGUUCUGAUUUGUUUACACGUGGUAUCGAUAUUCAAGCUGUUAAUGUUGUGAUUAAUUUUGAUUUUCCGAAAUUAUCUGAAACUUAUCUUCAUCGUAUUGGUCGAUCUGGUCGUUUUGGUCAUUAUGGUAUUGCUAUCAGUCUUAUCACAUAUGAUGAUCGAUAUGCAGUACAUCAAAUUGAACGAGAAUUAGGUACAGAAAUUCAACCAAUUCCAAGACAAAUUGAUCCAUCAUUGUAUGUAGCCAAACAAACAGCUGAUGAUGAUAAUCAGUACCCAAGAAACAACGAUAAUCAUGAACAAACAACGUCUGAUAAAGAAAAUAAGUUAGAUACAACAGAAAAUAAAUAA